Dichotomopilus funicola is the source of this 867-nucleotide messenger RNA. RefSeq lists its product as uncharacterized. Bases 1 to 867 code for a protein of 288 amino acids. The transcript is spliced from 4 exons. NCBI's taxonomy places the organism in Eukaryota, Fungi, Ascomycota, Sordariomycetes, Sordariales, Chaetomiaceae. The record is from RefSeq and is a predicted model, not a curated record.
AUGAAGGCUAUCAACUCCUUAACCGCGCUGGCGCUGGCGGGUUUCGCUACCGCCCAAUCCAUUGACUCUUUGGAUCCUUGUGGUCAAACAUGCUACACGAAUGCCCUGAACAUGGCUGGUUCAUUUGCUUGUGCAGCCAUGGAUAUGGCCUGCUUGUGCCCCAACGCGGAUUGGAACAAUGCCAUUCGAGACUGUGCGCAAAAUGCUUGCCCGCCGGGGUAUGCGCCGACCGUCACGAACGCGGCCUCUGCGCUAUGUGCAACGGCCACACUUCCUCCCGGAGCCCCAAUACCGACGUUGUCGGCCCCGCCGACCACUGAGCCAACCCCAUCCUCCACUGAGGCACCGACUACAUCGACGGAGUCAUCUUCUAGUUCGACGGACAAAUCCUCCACCCAAUCUAAGACUACCACAACGUCCACUAGGUCAACAACUUCUUCGACGACAACGGCUGCUACGACAACUGUAUUGACAAGCUCAUCCAAGAGCCCGACCAAGGUUGCGACUACCUCGACGUCAGCUACUAGCAGCAGCGCGGCUGCAACUUCCGCCGCGGCCAGCGGUGAAGACCAGCAGUCCGAUGGAAUGACCGAAGCUGCUAAGAUCGGCGUCGGCAUCGGUAUUGGUGCUGCCGUGAUUGCACUCCUUGCUGUGGCCGUGUGCAUUUUCCUGCGCAAGAAGCGGGAGAGACUGGCACCGACCCAAAUGGACCGCUUCAAGAUCUCGCACCCUAUUCCGAACGACGACAACGUGUACACCCGGGACAACAACUCAGACCACGGCAUUGGUCAGGGCGGGGAUCUGGAGAUGAAGAGUCGAAGGUACGAGGACAUGCUACCACGGCAAGAGCCACGGCAAAUGGUUUAG